This is a messenger RNA of Belonocnema kinseyi, 773 nucleotides long. It is a transcript of the gene mRpL40, whose product is annotated as 39S ribosomal protein L40, mitochondrial. The record is from RefSeq and is a predicted model, not a curated record. The transcript has 5 exons. Gene Ontology annotation, cellular component: mitochondrial large ribosomal subunit; mitochondrial ribosome. The coding region runs from base 108 to 716 and encodes 202 amino acids. Lineage: Eukaryota; Metazoa; Arthropoda; Insecta; Hymenoptera; Cynipidae.
UGCGCACAUCCUAUUCUCGUAUUUGCCGUCUGCUAAUCGCAAAAAGGGAAUGAAGAGAUUUGUUUAUAUUUAUUAUUAAUUAAGGUGACAAUUAUCAUCAGGCGAUCAUGUUUUCAGGGAUUUUAUCCUCUCUAUCAAGAUUAUCGAUUGGAAAUGUAGCAGGAACAGCGAGGAAUUUUACCACCAAUUCUCUUCCUCUUUAUUUUAAGGCAACGGAACCUCUUUGGGCCGAACCUAUGAAGAGGAAAAGGAGACUUGAUCCGCAGAUUUUAAAACGCAGAGUUGAGAGGAGGAAAAAAAAGAUCGAAAGAGCGAUUAAAAGGUUGACAAAAAUCGCCAAGACGCCGAAACCAAUUUUGGAAAUGGAAAUACCACCAGUGAUCUAUAAGGAGAAGAAAAUACGAGUUCGCAACUUACCUCCAGUUCCUCCCGAAAUUGCAGAACAGAGGAUACUUUUACAAAAGGAAUGGUCUCACUACAAACUCAAGCAAUAUCGACAAGAUAUGUUAACUCUGGAAAGUAUUCAAAAUUCUCAGGAAAAAGCGCUCAAAAAUCUUCGAGAAGAAUCUGAGGAACUUUAUCAAGCAGCUAUUCAGUGCGAUACUUCAUUUUUGACUCACGAAGUUCGCGGGCCAACUUUCACCCCAGCAAUUGAAAAUUACGAGUGUCCGGAUGGUGAUUACGUAGACGUGACGAAAAAAUACGAGGGAGAAUAAAUAAAAUUUACUCAAAAUUGAGUUAGAUAGGCAAUAAAAAGAUUUUUGUUAAAUUCA